Molecule: messenger RNA, 825 nt
Organism: Tetrahymena thermophila SB210
Lineage: Eukaryota; Ciliophora; Oligohymenophorea; Hymenostomatida; Tetrahymenidae
Product: transmembrane protein, putative
Exons: 1
Source: RefSeq, a predicted model, not a curated record
AUGAAACAUUUUUUACUUAGUUUAGCUUUAGUAACAGGAUUAGCCUCUUACGCUUUAAAAAACUUUUCUGAUUAUGAACUCUAUUUUCCAAUAGCAAUCUUUUAGAUUUCAUAUGCAUUUAACAUCUACUACAAUUAUGCAAUUAGAGUAGAAAAUUAAAAUAUGAAUUAAGGGGUUUUUAUAUUGAUCUGCAUGCUCAAGAGAUAUAAUAAAUUUGUCUUCUUUAGUUUACUCUACUUUUAGACAUUUAUCAGAGAUGUAAAUAUAUUUUUCUCUAUCUUCAACUAUAUGAGUAUUGUUGGAAUAGUCUUCAUUUCAGUUCCUCUCAACACUUGGAAGUAUUUGUAUCAAAAAGUAUAUCUAUUCAGAUUCUUUUUGAUUGUCGCUGAUACUGAAUUUAUAGCUGGCGAUAUUUAAUUUAUGUGGACUUAGACUAUUUAAAACCCACAAAAGUUAGUUCUAUUCAGCAAACCUGAAUACGAAUUUAUUUUCAUUAGUCACUUUAUGGGAAUCAUGACUUAUUUACAAGACUGCCUGAUAUAAUUUAUCCGCAGAGAUAAAUUUAUGACUGCUUACUCUGGUAUUAAAUCAUUUUUCUAGUGGGGAAUUGGUGGUUUAUUAGGAUAUCUUGGAUUUAUUUACUUCAAUCAAUUAUAGACAUAAUUUGGCUAAUAAGUGAUUCUCAAUAGUUAAGACGCUUUUCUAUUCACAAGAAAGGUCUUUUUCUUAUAUUAUCUAUAUCUUGGAGCUUAUAAUGUGAGAGCUAGUUAAAGUGUUAAAGUUAACUAAUAACCUCUAACAAAAAGUGAUAAAAAAUAACAAUGA